AAAUGCCUUGAAGACGGCCAGACUGUGGAUCGCCAACUACUCCCUCCCUCGGGCAAUGAAGCGAUUGGAGGAAGCCUGGCUGCUCAAUGAGGUCCCUGAGGCCACACGGACAUCCCAGAAACAGGAGCUGCACAAAUCUCUAAGGUCUUUGAAUAAUUUCUGCAGCCAAAUUGGGGGCGACCGCCCUAUCUCCUAUUGCAGCUUCAGCCCCAACUCCAAGCUCCUGGCUACAGCUUGCUGGAGUGGUCUCUGUAAGAUGUGGUCAGUGCCGGAUUGUAAUCUCAUCCACACUUUGCGAGGGCACAACACCAACGUUGGAGCCAUUGCCUUUCACCCCAAGGCAACCAUCUCCCUGGACAAGAAGGACAUCAACCUGGCUUCAUGCGCAGCGGAUGGCUCUGUCAAACUCUGGAGUCUUGAAACCAGUGAACCAGUGGCUGACAUUGAGGGACACACAGUGAGAGUAGCCCGGGUGGCAUGGCAUCCCUCUGGCAGGUUUCUGGGCACCACCUGCUAUGACCACUCUUGGCGCCUGUGGGACCUGGAGGCUCAGGAGGAGAUCUUGCACCAGGAGGGGCACAGCAAAGGAGUCUACGACAUCGCCUUCCAUGUUGACGGCUCCCUUUCUGCCACUGGUGGCCUUGAUGCAUUUGGCCGCGUGUGGGAUCUGCGCACGGGGCAUUGUAUCAUGUUUUUGGAGGGUCAUCUCAAGGAGAUCUAUGGAAUCAACUUUUCCCCUAACGGGUACCACAUUGCCACAGGCAGCGGCGACAACACCUGUAAAGUGUGGGAUCUCCGCCAGAGAAAGUGCAUCUACACCAUCCCUGCCCAUCAGAACCUGGUGACAGGAGUGAAGUUUGAACCAAAUCAUGGCAACUUCUUGCUUACCGGAGCUUACGACCACACAGCCAAGGUCUGGACGCACCCAGGCUCAUCCCCGCUGAAAACCUUGGCAGGACACGAGGGCAAAGUCAUGGGCUUGGACAUCUCCCUGGACGGGCAGCUGAUCGCCACAUGCUCUUAUGACAGGACUUUCAAGCUUUGGGUGGCAGAGUAGGG
Messenger RNA from Zootoca vivipara (common lizard), 1059 nucleotides. The record is from RefSeq and is a predicted model, not a curated record. NCBI's taxonomy places the organism in Eukaryota, Metazoa, Chordata, Lepidosauria, Squamata, Lacertidae.